Rotaria sp. Silwood1 is the source of this 1395-nucleotide messenger RNA. NCBI's taxonomy places the organism in Eukaryota, Metazoa, Rotifera, Eurotatoria, Philodinida, Philodinidae. The record is from the annotation of a GenBank genome assembly.
AUGUCUGCUUUUCAAGAUGUAAGCACGACUGUUAUUCCGUCAAAUAGAUGCCCAUAUAUUGAGGAACUACUUGAUCGCACUACGUUCCUGUUUCAUCCACUAAAACGUAUCAAAUAUUACCAUUUAGUAUGCCGAAAUAAUAUUAAUCUUCGGUGUUUUUAUGAUCCAACACAAAUAUGUUUAUGUACAAAAAGCCAUUUGGCGAAUUGUUUUGACUUCAAUCAUACUGACACAAGUUUAUGUGAUGAGAAUAACUAUUGUGAAAAUAAUGGACAAUGUUAUGUUAGUGAUUUGACAUGUCCAACAAAAUCUAUCUGUGUAUGUCAAGAAUGUUAUUAUGGUACAUUGUGUCAGUUUACUACUUCAGGUACUGUUCUAUCAUUAGAUUCUAUUAUUGGUUAUCAUAUACGAUCACAUUUAUCAUUUUUUAAACAAUCUUUUAUCAUUAAAUUAAGCACAGGAAUUACAAUAUUAAUGCUUGUAGUAGGUAUUAUCGGCAAUCUUCUAUCAAUAAUGACAUUUUCACGAAAGAAAACACUUGAAGUUGGCUGCGGUAUCUAUCUAUUGUCAUCUUCAAUUCUGUCAUUUUUGACAAUGAAUAUAUUUGCAUACAAAUUUUGGAGUUUACUUGUAACACAAAUGUCAUUAAUAACGAAUGACAUAUUUUUACGUGUAAAUUGUAAAAUAAUUGAUUUUUUAUUGAGAUUUUUACCGACAACCAUCGAAUGGUUGAAUGCAUGUGUUGCCAUUGAACGAGCUCUUAAUAUAACAUUCGGUAUUCAUUUUAACAGAGCAAAAAGUAAAGUUUGGGCAAAAUUUACAACUAUUAUAGUUGUAUUAAUCAAUAUUGUUAGUGCUAUACACGAUCCAAUCAAUCGACGAUUGCUUGAAGAUACUGAAGAGCAACAUAUCUGGUGUAUUGUUAGUUACACACAUUCAUCAUGGUUGACUAUCUAUAAUAACACUGUGAACAUCAUUCAUUUCAUUGUACCAUUUGGAAUUAAUUUCACAUCAGCUUUUGUUAUUAUUGUGAUUACAGCACGCCAACGGUCUGCUAUUCGUAAGAAUCAAACAUAUGGUGAACAUUUGAGAGAACAAUUUCAGCAACAUAAACAUUUACUUAUUAGUUCAUCUAUCCUUGUUAUUUUAGCUCAACCAAGACUUAUUAUUUCGUUUUUCUCAGGUUGUGUAAAAUCAGCUCGUGAUCCAUGGUUGUUCUUGGUGGCGUAUUACAUUUCAUUCAUUCCAUUAGUUUUAACAUUUCUGAUAUUUGUGAUACCAUCUCAAACAUAUAGAACUGAGUUGGGUACAUCAUUGAAAUAUUAUCGUGCAGCAAUUCGCUCUUAUUUUCAUACGGAAUAUAUGUCGCGGGUUUUCUUUUCGUAUCUCAAGUAG